AUGGCACUCGCGAGUAGAGGUAUUUUUGUAGUUGGCGCGAAAAGGACUCCGUUUUGUAAAUAUGGCGGAUCACUGCGAGAGUUGCCAGCUUCGCACGCAUUUGCAGCGGCAGCUAAAGACGCUAUACAAACCGCCAAUUUAGAUCCAAACUUGAUUGACUGUACUAUUAUAGGAAAUUGCUUUUUUCUAAGUCAAUGUGACGGUGGUAAAACACCCAGAUACUGCGGCAUUUAUUCAGGCGUCCCCCUCGAUAAGCCAGCACUAGGCGUGAACAGAACAUGCGCUUCUGGAUUACAAGCCAUUGUAACUGGUGGAAUGGAAAUUCUUACCAAUUCUGCAAAAGCAUGCCUCACAGGUGGAACGGAAAUAAUGUCGGCCUUACCAAUGCUUGUACGAAAUGUAAGGUUUGGGACUACCCUCGGAAAAGCUUAUCAAAUGGAAGAUCAUAUCAAAACGCAAUUUCCAGACAGCUACACUGGUCUUACUCUGCAGAGAAUGGCUGAAGACCUAGCUAAAAACAUGAAUAUUUCUAGAGAAGAUGUUGAUAACUUCGCAAUGGAAAGCCAUUUAAAAUGGAAAAAGGCACAAGAAGGUAAAUUAUUUGACUCGGAGGUAACUAAACUGGAAGUCACGUUAAAUAAAAGAACACAUAAUGUGACGAUAGAUGAUUUGCCGGAUACGGAAAUAAAUCCAAACAAGCUAGCCACAUUACUACCUAAUACUGAAGGUGGUGAAAUUGUUACUAUGGGUAACUCAGGUGGACCAGCAGAUGGUGCGGCGGCUUUGCUAUUAGCGAAUGAAGAGUUAGUAAACAGACACAACUUAACACCAUUGGCUAGACUUUCUGGCUGGGCAUAUGUUGGAGUAGACCCUUUAAAUACUGGCUUAGGAGCUGUACCAGCUGUGAGAAGAUUGAUGGAUGUCGUAAAUAUUCAGAUUGAAGAUGUCGACUUAUUUGAGAUUAACGAAACAUUUGCAUCCCAAACACUCGCUAUUAUUGACGAACUGAAAAUAGAUAAAAGUAAAGUAAACAUCAGUGGGGGAGCGAUAGCAAUGGGUCACCCGGUCGCAGCCACCGGAGCAAGAAUGGCCACGCAUUUAGUACAUCAAUUAAGGUAUGAGAAUUUUCUUCACGUGUUUUUCCUAUUUGCUUCGGUAUAAAC
Molecule: messenger RNA, 1163 nt
Organism: Zerene cesonia (dogface butterfly)
Lineage: Eukaryota; Metazoa; Arthropoda; Insecta; Lepidoptera; Pieridae
Product: 3-ketoacyl-CoA thiolase, mitochondrial-like
Exons: 7
Coding region: 1-1161 (386 amino acids)
Biological process (GO): fatty acid beta-oxidation
Molecular function (GO): acetyl-CoA C-acetyltransferase activity
Source: RefSeq, a predicted model, not a curated record